AUGCAAAUGGAUGAGGAAAAUUAAGGAUUAGUACGUCAAGAAGUGAAGAAACCUAAGGAUCCUGAAACACGUGGCAUACUCUCCACUCUAUGUUACAUAAUCCAACUCAUCAUACUCAUUUUAUUAGUAUACCUACUUUUCAAGUAUGCUUUGGCCAAUCAAAGAAAAUCUUCUUCGAUCCCUUAAAUCCAAUAAUUGAAAGUUAAUGAAAUUGAGAAUAUAGACGAUAUUGAUAAUACUCUGGUUCUGGAUAAGGAAGAUUAAGACAUCAUGCAAUUUUUAACUAGUCCUGAAGAUGUUACUCAAUUUGAUAACAUCAUGCCAGAACCAGAAGAAGAACAAUUUGAAGAAUUAAUAUUCGAAGCUGAACCAUGGAAUGAAGGACAAUUGUAAGGUUGGCAAUAUAAGAAUGGCUUAACUUUGAUUGUCUAAGAAAAAUUAGUGGAAAUUGCUACUCUGUAAUUUGUAAUCUACCAUGGCUAUCAUGAUGAUGAUUACAAUACAUUAUUCAUGCAUCUAUUAUUGAAGUAGCAGUGUUCCCAAGCACAAUUGAUUGAAAGACCAUACAUGAGUACUGUAACUAUACACAUUAAAAACGAAUUAAUGGAAACUUGCAUUAGAAAGUUCGCUGAUUCACUUGCAAGAGAAUACACCUAAGAUGAUUUGGAUAAUAUUAAUAGUGAAGAAAUAGAAAUCAAUGAUGUAGAUCUCAUUUCCAAAAUUGAUAGAGUCUUAGAUGCUAUAUCCUUAAAUAAUGAAAUUAUGACUGAGCCCAUGCAGAUUUAAGAUUUAUAAAAUUACAUAGAAUUAAUAUUGGUUUCAAAUCCACUUAGGUUGACUAUAGAAUCUUCACUCUCAAAUUAAGAAAUUUAUAUGAUUGUUUCUGAUACUCAACUAUUGUAAAAGGAAUUUGGAACAUCAAUUAUUGAUUCUUGGGAUCUAGAGCCUAUUUUAUAUAAUCAAAUCAGAAUCAAUUCCAAUCUCACUUCAACAAUUUUGAUAUAUCCAACAAAGCAAGAUGAAUUUUUUAAACAUUUGUUAUUGUUAAAAACAUAAAAUUCUUUACAAACUAUUCUUAAAUGUCAAUUUGAAGUUUUAGAUUUUGACUUCUUGGCAAUUAAUAUUGAAGAAUGCAAUACCAAUAGCAUCACAUUAGCUAAUGCAAUCUACAAUUUUGGAUCAUUUUUAAAAAGAUAAAAUGAAAAAACAUUAUUAAACUGCCAUAAAGAUUUUUACAAUUUAUAAAUUCUCUAUUAAAAAUAUGUUGACGAUAAGGAAUUUUCCAAAAAGGAUUUUAAUGCAAUUAUUGAUAAUAUUUAAUCCGGAGUCAUUAUUAUUGAAUAAGGAUAAUUUAUCUACCAAGAAUUAACUACUUUAAACAAAGAGGAAUUCUUGAACUCUAAUUUUGUGAAUAAAAAAGUACAAUCAAUAGAGUAUUCCAAUAUUUUGUUAGAUUAUACUACUGUUUCCAAUAUAGAUGAGUAAUUAAUUUCAUAGUUAAAACUACCCAAUCUAUCUUAGUUCAUUCCUAUCGAGUAACCCAAUUACAAUUUUUACACAACAAAAAACGUUGUCCCAACUAAUAUUACGUUACCAGAACCCAAGCUUUAGAAUGAUUCUCCAAAUGACAUAGAACCCAUUUACCAACCUAUAACUCCCUAUGUUCCAUUAGAUUUAGAUCAAUCCUAAAAAAAUUACCAAAUUCCAAUUUUAACCCCAUUAUAGAUAUCUUAAGAAUUGUGGUGGCAAUACGAUAAUCGCACAAAUAGAGUGUUUCUAGGAAUUCUAUUCUACAAACCAAUCAAUGGAUAUAGCAUUGCAAAAUCUAAGGCAAUUCUAAAAGUUGCUUAAAUGUAUAUAGAGCAAUCGAACUUAGAAGCCAUCUCAGCUGGUUUCAAUGUUUAGGUAGAAAGCAGCUUGAAAGGAAUCUCGUUGAUGUUAUCAGGAUGGAGUCUAACAUUUGAAGCAGUUAAAAACUAGGUGUUAUAGAAUUUAAAAUAAAUAAAGGAUGAAUCUAAAUUUAAGAAUAUCAAAGAAGAUUUAAGAAGUUAAUUUUAGGAAUAUUAUUUUUAAAAAACUUAGUUUUAUUUAGUUCAAUACUGGUUACCAAAAUUGAUGUUGCGACCUGUAAAUGAUCCAGCAGACAUAAUUAAAGAAUUUUAGGAUUUAAAAUUUAAUGAAUUUCUCUUAAUUCUUAAAUGA
Molecule: messenger RNA, 2202 nt
Organism: Paramecium tetraurelia
Lineage: Eukaryota; Ciliophora; Oligohymenophorea; Peniculida; Parameciidae
Exons: 1
Source: RefSeq, a predicted model, not a curated record